This is a messenger RNA of Pseudovirgaria hyperparasitica, 854 nucleotides long. Its product is annotated as translation initiation factor eIF3 subunit. Lineage: Eukaryota; Fungi; Ascomycota; Dothideomycetes; Acrospermales; Acrospermaceae. The coding region runs from base 1 to 831 and encodes 276 amino acids. Gene Ontology annotation, molecular function: translation initiation factor activity. The transcript is spliced from 4 exons. Gene Ontology annotation, cellular component: eukaryotic translation initiation factor 3 complex; cytoplasm. The record is from RefSeq and is a predicted model, not a curated record.
AUGGCGCCGUCAAAGAACUGGGACGACGAGGAGUCUGAGUCCACACCUCCAUCCUCGCCUCCCCUUAUCGCCGUGACUCGUCGCGGCAAGUUUGACGACGAGGAGGAAGACGAUGAUGUCCUCGACUCCUGGGACGCCGCCGAAGACUCGGAAGUAGAGCGUGAAAAAGCAAAAAAGGCCGCCGAGGCAAAAGCAAAAGCCGGUGCGGAAGCAAAGGCAAACCACAAGUCCAAGGCGCAGCGCGUCGAGGAACGCAUCAAGGAGAAGCAACGCCGGAAGAUGAUGGAGGAGGAGGACGAGUCGAGCGAGGAGGAAGACGAGGCCGAGCGCCGCGCCCGUAUGCGCCGGCAGGAGAAGGAGGCUGAUCUGAGCAACGCACUGGAUCUGUUUGGCGAUAUUGGCGUGCCGGCUGGUCGCUCGGCCGUGAAGCCCGUUGUCAUCAACAAUGACAAGGCGGACCCUACGUCUGCGAUUGACCUGUCGUCGCUGCCACUGUUCAACCCGACAUCCAAGGACCAGUUCACGAAGCUGCGCGAGACGCUGACACCUUUACUGUCCAACAACUACAAGAAAGCACAAUACGCCCUGUUCUUGCAGGAGUUUGUCAAGGGCAUUUCCAAGGAGCUGCCCAGCGACCAGAUCAAGAAGAUUGCAUCCGGACUGACGACGCUGAGCAACGAGAAGAUGCGCGAAGAAAAGGCCGCCGAGAAGGGCGGCAAGAAGACCAAGGCGGCAAAGACAAAGGCCAGCCUAGUCGCCACACGGGAUGUUUCCAGCAGGGCCGACACUGCAGCUUAUGAUGACGACUUUGGAGAUGACGACUUUAUGUGAUGAUUCCCCCCCCCCCCCCCCCC